CCCACCCCAGAUAAGCCAACAACUGAGAAAUCAUCAAUCAGUAGUCAUUCAUUCAAGUCAUUGCUAAAAGUAAGCCAGUCUGCCCAAUUAUUGCAAAACAAGGUGGAAAGCAACUCCAACACAGGGACAAACAAACAAACACAGAAGAAGAAGAAGAAGAAAAAAUGGAGUGGUGGGUAUCCAUGCCAAAGAUUGAACUCCACGCCCACCUCAAUGGUUCCAUAAGAGACUCCACACUUUUAGAGCUUGCUAGAGUUUUGGGUGAAAAGGGUGUUAUUGUUUUCUCAGAUGUGGAGCAUGUUAUCAUGAAAAAUGACCGAUCUUUGGGCGAAGUAUUCAAAUUGUUUGACCUCAUUCACAUUCUCACUACUGAUCACAAGACCGUGACCAGAAUCACAAAAGAAGUGGUAGAAGAUUUCGCUUCUGAGAAUGUUGUGUAUUUAGAGUUAAGAACAACUCCUAAGAAAAAUGAUUCUAUAGGAAUGAGCAAGCACUCUUAUAUGGAAGCCGUGGUAGAAGGUUUAAGGGCUGUCACUGCAGUAGAUAUAGAUUUUGUUCCUCAUAAAUUCUACACUCAAGAUUCCUUGAAUUCUAUUGCCAUGAAUGACGCAUGUGAUGGAACUAAAAAGAAAAAGAUAUAUGUUAGACUUCUUCUUAGCAUUGAUCGUCGCGAGACGACUGAAGCUGCAAUUGAAACUGUUAAGCUUGCACUAGAAAUGAGGGAUUUAGGGGUUGUUGGCAUUGACCUUUCUGGAAAUCCUGUUGUGGGUGAAUGGAAUACAUUCUUGCCAGCACUAAAAUUUGCCCAGGAACAGGGUCUCUAUAUAACUCUGCACUGCGGAGAGGUACUUGAUUGCCAGGAGGUCCAACCAAUGCUAGAUUUUCUCCCCCAGAGGAUUGGCCAUGCGAUCUUCUUUGAAGAGGAAGAAUGGAGACAAUUAAAAACAUCUAAAAUACCGGUCGAGAUCUGUUUGACAUCCAACAUCAAGACUGAAUCAAUCUCUUCAAUAGAUAUUCACCAUUUUGUUGAUUUGUAUAAUGCCAAACAUCCUCUAGUUCUGUGUACUGAUGAUGCUGGAGUUUUUUCCACUAGUCUUUCCAACGAGUAUAAACUUGCUUCAACUGCAUUUGGUCUUGGAAAGAGGGAAAUGUUUGAGCUUGCCAGGAAUGGAAUUGAGUUUAUAUUUGCUGGUGAUGAAGUCAAGCAGGAUUUAGUAGAGACUUUUGAUUCAGCAGCAAAGAAACUACAUCUAUGAUCAGGCAUCUAGUGGAGCAGACGAUAAUAUGUCAUAACCAUUUUAGUGAAAUUGUUAAUGAGGUUUGCGCUACAUAACACUCUAUUUAUCGCUCAAGACCUGUUGAUCACAUUGAUAUUGGACUUUUAAGAUAUCUUCCCAGUUCAUCUUGUUCA
Molecule: messenger RNA, 1411 nt
Organism: Populus nigra (black poplar)
Lineage: Eukaryota; Viridiplantae; Streptophyta; Magnoliopsida; Malpighiales; Salicaceae
Product: N6-mAMP deaminase
Exons: 11
Coding region: 165-1256 (363 amino acids)
Biological process (GO): adenosine catabolic process; inosine biosynthetic process
Molecular function (GO): adenosine deaminase activity
Source: RefSeq, a predicted model, not a curated record